Molecule: messenger RNA, 3482 nt
Organism: Perca flavescens (yellow perch)
Lineage: Eukaryota; Metazoa; Chordata; Actinopteri; Perciformes; Percidae
Gene: fam169ab
Product: family with sequence similarity 169 member Ab
Exons: 12
Source: RefSeq, a predicted model, not a curated record
GCUAACCACAUCAGAAACCAAUCCAUAAACGUGUUUACGGAAUUUAAAUUAAACAACAGCGAGAGUUUUCAAGGAAAGAAAAGCUUCCUGUGAAGAGUACAGGGAUGAAGUUCCCUGUGGAUCUCCUGGCUGAUGUUAGCCACACAGAACUGGAGCGGCUGGCCCACAACUACAUGAACAACCUUCUUUACAGCAACCCGGAUGCUCCUGAACACCUCACCCUCCCUGACUCCACCCAGGUCACCAUCAACAUUUGCAGUGUGGGCUUCGUCCCUCUGUAUGGAUCCAGUGAUAAGCAGAAGGUCCUGGCCCUCUUCUCUCCCACUGAGCCGUUAACUGCUGUGGCUCUGUACCUGCUGGACCAGUGGUGGCCCGUGGAUGACAUCCUCAAGACAGCAGACCCUGCUCGGGAUGGAGCGGUGGAGGUGGAGACAGUAGGAGAGAGAAUAGUUCUGUACAUCCUUAACCGUGUGGUCUAUAGAGCCAGAGAGAUGAGCUCUGAAGAGCUGCCCUUCCUCUGCCACGGAGAAAAAGAUCACGCCAAAAUCCUCUGGAGUAACGGAGAGGCUGUGGGCUUCUACUCAGUCAAACCCUCAGGCAGCUUUUCUAAUUCGUUUGCCACCAGAAGCUAUCAGCUCCCUGUGAUGGACUCCAUCUUUGUGAGGAAAUGUCAGCGUGGGAAAGGCUUCGGCCUGCAGAUGCUGGAGGACUUUGUGCUCAGUUUCAAAGAGGACUGUCUGGGGUUGAGGUACCCCCUCACAAAAUCCAUGUAUAAAGUGUGUGAGAAGUACCUGAGGCAGUUCCCAGGAGACACAGACCUGCUGUGGGAGGUGGAGAGCGUCGGUGGGCCCAACCAGAGGACCAACAUGGCCAGCAAGAUCCAGGCCAUGGAUCACAGCGCAGUGUCCAGGAGUCGGUCCUUCACAGAGGAAUCACUUGUGAUUACUGACAUGACUGAGAAGGAUGUGGUCAUCACCACUCAAAUAAAAGAAGCUGAAUCCAUCGAAUGCACAGUUGAAAUCGUGGAGGAAGUCACAGUCCUGAGCACUACCAAAGCAGGUUCAGAGGCUGAAGUUCCACUCACAGCCCGGGGCCGGAGCAGUGGCUCAAAACGAAGGAAGACUGCAGAGGAAAAGGUUAUCAGAAUCGAGGACAUUGAAGCAGAAACUCCCAGAGAGGAGCAGGAGAAUGUCUCUGAGUCGAUGCAGACUAAGGCUGUCAGUGUGGCUCCUGAAGAACAGGGACAGGAUGUAGUUGACACUGCAGCCGCCAUGUCGGAACAACCAGAUGCUGUCCUGAAGCCACAAGACCCUGAAACAGCUGAUGUGACAUCAGCUGCUAUGACUGAGGAGGCACCAGCGGAAGCCGACGCCCCCCAGGAUCUGAACAACACUGCCCGGGACUCACAGAUCACAGUUGAGAAUGUGGCAUCAGAAUUGGAGGAAGAGUGUCCAGAGGAAGACACUGCAGUGCCGGCAGUCUCUAAAGAAGUGUUGGAGUUACACACAGAAGCAGAAACUCUGGAUAAAGUGGGGGAGGAAACUCAGAUCACUGAUGAAAAGUGGGAAGAAAGAGUUCCACAACACGAGGUAAGUCUGUCACCACGUGAAACAUCAGAGAAUGGCGAAGCAGGAAGAACAGGAGGAACAACUGUCCAGCGUAAAACCCCCAGACGGAGAUAUACACACCACAGCAAGCCGGAGGAGGGGGUGAAGGAGGAAACUGCAGCCCAGGACGGAGGGAUAAGUUUGAGAAGAAGAACUGUCAUGAACACACCCACACCCACACCCAAACGCAAAUACACCAGACGCUGCCAGAAAGUCUGUGAAGACUCAGAGAAAGAGGUGGAAGAGGUGGCAGAGGAGAAUGACGUUUCGGCUGAAGGAGUGGAGGAGUUAGCUGAAACUGGAGAAGGAGUAAAAGAGGAUGCAGUUGAGCUGGAGGAAUUAAGAGAAGAAAAGCAACAGCUGGAAGAUGAACAACAACUGACAAAUGAAGAGAAGACGGAGAAACAACCGGAGGCGGAGGGGACUGCACUGACAGAGGAAGAGGAGAGUGAACACGUAACGCAUGGAUCUGAGAGAGAAAAAGAAGCUGACCUGGGAGCAGGAGCUUCUGCUGGGGGAGAGCAAGCACAUGAACAGGUGGAGGAACAAGAGGAGGUCGCUGACAGGCCAGAAAAAGAGAUAUCCACCGAGGAACUAAGUGCUGUGGAAGAAGAGACGAUUCCAGAAGCAGAGGAAGCAGCAGGGGACGUUAUAGCUUCAACUGAGGGGAACGAGGAGGAGAGCAAGGACGAGACGGAGCCUGUCUCGGUGAUGGAAGCAGCAGAGGAGGGAGAGGCCAUCGGUGUCUCUGCUGCUGCAGAUGACGACACUGCUGCUGCUGCAGAAACCGCCGUCAGACAGGCUGAAGAGCCUCAGGAAAAGGAAUCUGGCUCUGAAACCUCCAAGCUCCAGAAAGCCACCGUCAUCCUAGUGGACAUCAAAACAAGCUGCCAUUAUCUCGGUGUGAAGAAGGCAGACGAAACAGCUGUUGAUGCACAGAGUGCUGCUGCAGAAAAGCAACAGGAAGAGGAGGAUGGAGGGAAGCAGGAAGACAUUACAGACCUAUGUGUAGAGGUGAGUGCAGAGGCCCAGACUGCCGAGAAGGAACAGCUUCAAGAAGACAAUUCUGAAAAAGAAAAAUCUGUGGAGGAGGAAAAAAGUGAAGCAGAGGAAGCACUGGUUCCUGAAACAAGAGACGACACAGGUGAGGGUGUAAGUGAAGAAGCAGCAAGAGGCACUGAUGAAGUGGAGGCUGUGGCAGUCAGAGUGGAGGAGAAGCAGUCUGCAGAUGGAGAGCCAAAGGACGCUGACCAGAGUCCCCCAGCAGCCGAAGUGGACAAGGCGGACAAGGCGAUGAGCUUGGAGGAGGAGGAAGCUCCAGUUGUUGAGACCAGAGCUCUGAGACGUAGAACAAAAACUAGCACAGCCACACCGGGACGCAAAACAACAAGAAGCAGAAAGCAAGUGGAUGCACAUGAAGCAGAAGAAGAACCAGCAGUGACUGCAAGAACACUGAGAGGUGGGAGGACAUCUGCAUCGCACACACCUAAAGGCAAACACAUCCAGGAAGAAGAGCGAAAGGGAGAAGAGGAAACGGGAGCAGAGGAGGAAGAGGCAGCAAAUGAAACAGCCAAAGAAAAGACAGAUAUAGAGGGAGAGGAAAAGGAAAAGAUUGAGGAAGAGAUAGAGGAAGAGAUAGAGGCAAUCGUUGAAGAAGAGGGAAAGGAAAAGGUUGAAGAAAAGGGAGAGGAAAAGGAAAAGGUUGAGGAAGCAGGAGAAGAAAAGGUGGAGGAAGAGGAAAAGGAAAAGGUUGAGGAAAAGGGAAAGGUUGAGGGAGAGGGAGAGGAAAAGGUGGAGGAAAAGAUAGAGGCAAAGGUUCAAGAAGAGGGAAAGGAAAAGUUUGAGGAAAAGGGAGAGGAAAAGGAAAAGGUUGAG